This is a messenger RNA of Triticum aestivum (bread wheat), 1600 nucleotides long. RefSeq lists its product as uncharacterized. The record is from RefSeq and is a predicted model, not a curated record. The transcript is spliced from 2 exons. Lineage: Eukaryota; Viridiplantae; Streptophyta; Magnoliopsida; Poales; Poaceae. Bases 211 to 1356 code for a protein of 381 amino acids. Gene Ontology annotation, molecular function: protein binding.
GCCCAUUCCCAUGUUGGGCCAGCAACACCACACGACCCCCUUCCCUGAGAGAGAGUGCGGCAGGGAAGGGGAAGCGAGCCGCCGGCGCCGCCCACCUCACCAUCGUCUCCAACGCACGCAGUCUCUACCAGAUCAGAUCAGAUCAGAUCAGAGAAGCUGCAAUCACCUGUAACACCAAGGCGCUGAGUUUGCAUCUAGGUUGUCUCAGCUAUGUCUACGCUUCAAGGUUGGGCAGACCUCCCAAAUGACUUGCUGUACUCUGUUGUUGCUCGGUUGGGAUCCUUCCCCGAUCUUCUUGCUUUCGCUGCAACCUGCCCGUCUUGGCGUGCUUCCAUUUCCUCAUAUCCCUCCAAAUCGACAUUGUUGCCACCUCUUCUCCUCCAACCUGGCGUCCCUGCAUGCUCUUCUCGCCCUCGCCCUCGCCCAUUGAGCAACAACCUUGUACUUAGACGCUCAUGCCAUGUUACUGAUCUUGCCAACAAAGACACCUACAUGUGCUGUCAGAUUCCCCAAUUUGCUUGUUUUUGUGACAGCAAAUCCCCAUCGGGUCCGCUGGAUGAAUUUUUUUUGGGGAGUGUGUCCUAUGGCCAUCUCGUCUUGGCCAACCGACAACAAUCAUGUCUUCUGGUUGAUGUCUUCACAGGUGUUAGUGUCUCAGCUCCGCAGCUACCCGUCAACGGACGCAUCCUCCUCAACUAUGCUGCCCUCACGGCUCCUCUUUCGUCACCCAACUCAUAUCUCCUUGUCAAUGUUGGGCGCCACAAUUUCUUUUCGCGUGAUGGUAGCGAUUCUUGGUUGAGACGUUCUCCUCGCAAUGGGACAUUUAAGAAGCUCGUGGUCUUCAAAGACCAGGUCUUUGGCAUGGAUCAUGAUCGCAUGCUCUAUAUCGUGCACUUGGAACCCCGGAUACGCAUACAGAAAAUAGCAGUUCAUCUGGAUGGAAGCAUGGCCAACAAAUGGCAUCUUAAGCAACCGUGGCUUGCCGCAUGUGGUGACAUGCUUCUCAUGGUCGGUUGUCAGAAACAUUCUCCAUCAACAGGGGACACUUUUGAAGCUUUCCGACUGGACGUAUCGACUGAACCUGCAAGGUGGGUAAAGGUGGAGAAGCUAGAAAACUGGGCGAUCUUCAUCAGUAUCGACAAGAGAAUCCAGCCCUUGUGUUGCAUGAACCCAGAGACAUGGGGAGGGAGAUGCAACUGUAUAUACUGCUGUAAUAGGAAAGAGUGGGUCGCAUUUGAGUUGGGCCAGCCGCCGCAGGGAGAUGCCUCCAAUCCAAAAGUUUAUAUUCACAUAAACUGUGGCAGUAUGAUGCAACCUACAUGGGUUGUGCCCAGUAUGUUCUAUUCGUGUCCGUGAACCGUGAUGACUGAUGAUCUUGAUGCAUGGUUAUUAUUAGUCCCCGUAGUAGCUCCCUCUGUAAGAUAUCUCGACUUUAUAGGUAUGCUCCAACAAGUACUGAACCAUUGUAUGUUGGAUAUAUUUGUAGUAUUAAUGAUGUCGUGGUCGGUUUGUAGCUUAUUAGUUCAGCUUGUUCUGAAAAAUUGUUGUACGAGCAGAGAAGAGAACACUGCCUCUUUUGCAGUCAGUGUAAGAGAUGUUG